Poecilia reticulata (guppy) is the source of this 2256-nucleotide messenger RNA. Its product is annotated as voltage-dependent calcium channel gamma-1 subunit. Gene Ontology annotation, cellular component: membrane; L-type voltage-gated calcium channel complex. Gene Ontology annotation, molecular function: voltage-gated calcium channel activity; calcium channel regulator activity. Gene Ontology annotation, biological process: regulation of calcium ion transmembrane transport via high voltage-gated calcium channel; calcium ion transmembrane transport. Lineage: Eukaryota; Metazoa; Chordata; Actinopteri; Cyprinodontiformes; Poeciliidae. The record is from RefSeq and is a predicted model, not a curated record.
CUCACAGUGCGAGGGGAAAGAGGGGCAUGAAAGUAGGACAGAGGAGUCUGGCCCCCUUCCCUUCAAACCAGAAGCGCAGAUUUGCAGUAGCGAGAGAGAAGACAUUCGUCCUGGGUGGAGAGAGGGGAAGGACAGCGACGUUUUUUCCCUGAGACUUACCGCGGCCCACCGAGGGGAAAAAGUCUCAGAGUUUCAGAUCAGAAUAUUGAGUCUUACGUACUUUCUGUUGUUGUUAACUGACUAGAAGUCGCACCAACUGGGAAACAUGCACAAACGCACCAAGAUAAAGAUCGCCAUCUUCGUGCUGGUGGUGGGCAUGGCGUGCAUGUUCACAGCGGUGGUAACGGACCACUGGGCAGUGCUGAGCCCACCGGUGGUGAGGUUCAAUGAGACCUGCGAGGCAGCACACUUCGGCCUUUGGAGGCUCUGCAAGAAGCACAUCUACAUCACUGAGCAGAACUACGAGAAAGGGCAUGGCUGCGGACCAAUCAGCCUGCCUGGAGAUGAAAACUGCACUUACUUCAGGCACUUCAAUCCAGGACAAGAUGCAGAGAUAUUUGAAUACAAAACACAAAAAGAGUACAACAUUUCCGCCGCAGCCAUCUCCAUUUUCAGCCUGGCCUUUAUGAUCCUCGGAUCUCUGUGUCUGCUCGGGUCGUGCACUGGCAAAGGAAAAGGAAGGGACUACCUUCUCAAACCCGCCGGAAUGUUCUUCGCGUUCGCAGGCAUCUGCGCUUUCAUCUCGCUGGAGGUGAUGCGUCAGUCGGUGAAACGCAUGAUCGAGAGCGAGGAAACUAUUUGGAUCGCGUACUACUACGCCUGGUCCUUCGCCUGUGCCUGCUCUGGCUUCGUCCUCCUCUUCCUGGCCGGCAUCGCGCUCCUCGUCCUCUCCAUGCCUCAGAUGCCCCGGAACCCCUGGGAGACGUGCAUGGACGCCGAGCCGGAGCAAGUAGAGUGAUGCAGGCUAACCGAACGCAGCGGUGAAUCUCUUUCUUGCAGUUUUCCAGUAAAAAACAAAAAAAAAGGGGGGUAAAAAAAGAGAAACAUGUUGUUGGUGUUUGCGCAUCACAGUCGUCUCUUCGAACAGCAGUUGAAUGGGGCCUUUUGUGAGGAGGUUAAUGUGCUUUCCUGACCCAUAUGCACGUCCGAUGUGAACACAACCGGAAACACAAUUCACAUGCUGUUUUUUUGUUGUUUUUUUUUGUUUUUUACAGACAUCCUGUUUGUUUGUUUUGAUAGAUUAAACCCAUGAAUCAUUCUUAAUGUGACCAUGGUCUUACUCCCAUGUUUUAGACAAAAACGGCCCUUAGGAUUUUCUAUAAGUCUGACGUCACAGUAAUUUGAGAUUCAGCGCCACAUAAUAUACACCUUUACAGGAAGGUUUAUGUACUUUUAAUGGCGUUGCCAUUAAAUUGCUCACCGACAAUGUCAGGCAUCUCAAGGAUUAUUCAAAAAAGCUUUACAGAUAAGAGAAUGAAGGGAAAAAAAGCUGACUCUAAGAAUAAGUUUGUGUGUGUGUCUGUGUGUGUGUGUGUGUGUGUGUGUGUGUGCGUGUGUGUGUGUCAGACUGAAUGCUAAACACUCUCAGUCUGCAGCACCAACCAUGUUGGAAAAGGUUCAGUUUUAGCAGGUGCACUGCGCACACAUACCAGCCUUUUACUGAUCCACAACCCGGACAAAAUGAAGAAAGUUUUAUUUAUACCAAACACGAUUGACCUUCUUAGCAUUCAAAUCUACAAUAAUUAUAUUUAUGUAAUGUCUGCUGGUUUGUUUUUUUGUAAAAAAACCAACAAAAAACCCCCAGCAGAUUAUUUAUAACCUAGAAAAUCAGGAUAUGCAGAAAAAGAAGUGCUGUAAGUGACACUUUGUUCGUUUAUAGGGAUAUUUUGGAUGUUUUGUAGUGUAAAAUAUUAUUAGUAAUAUUGUCCCAAGUGCAGCAGCCAGAUUUCAUCCCACUGUCAGUUUAUGUUAAAUAGGAUAAGUAAACAAAUCGUCAGAGUUGGGAUAAGCUAGCAGCUUGUUAGUCGUACAAACAGCUCGAACUACGUUAGUGUUGUUUUAAAAUGCUAAAAGCUGCUGAAAUAGUGCAACCUUCACCGCUCAGAGGGGUUCUUUACUUUCCUACAAACUCAGUAACCUUACUUCAAAUAACCCAAACUAUCCCUUUAAUUACUCAUCUUCCAGCCAGUUUCCCAAGAAGAAAUUGUUCCGACUUUAAUGUCAAUGCAGAUUAUUCAGUGUUGUUGCCUUUCCGUG